AAGGUGCUGAGUGAGAAGGUGCGUGUGCCCCUCUCUGUGCUCACCGGGUGCCCCCAGGGCUGGCCGAGCAAGAGGAGGGGCGUUAGAGACGCCCAUGCACGUGUGCUUGUGAUGAUCAGGGCACUUGGCAUUUCAUGUGAUGCUGUUUUCUCCUCUCAGUGUGUCUCAUAGGGUGACAUUUGUCCUCGAGCAGUGUAGAGUCGUGGGAGCAUCUCAUUUAUAUGAACUGGUUUGCAUGCCUUUGCACACCCCGAUUUAUGGGAACCCGUGUGCAUACCUCCCCCCCGUUGACGGGAGCCCAGAGCCCGCGCGCACGCCCCCCGUUGACGGGAGCGCAGAGCCCGCAUGCACGCCCCCGUUGACAGGAGCCCGGAGUCGCGCUCAUGGCCCCGGUUUACGGGAGCCCAUGUGCACAGCCCGUUUAUACCAGGCUGGCGGGAGCUCCUGUCAUCGGAUACCACUGCUCUGGUGGUGGACACGCUUGGUGUUAAUUCCUGCCCACUGUGUCUCUGGUGGUUGCGGUACACGAAAUCUUCAGGGCGAUCUCCUGUCUCCGGGGAAGCCGUUCUAAAGGCUUCACGAUGCCGGACCCAGCCCCCCUGCUUCCUGCCACCUUACGAGCUCAUUCGCCCACCUGCUUUUUUCCGAUGCGGGUGUGAGUUUUAAAAAGAUCCUCUCCCGUUGCCUUAGAUAAAACCCACCUCCCGUUUGACCAUUGAUGGCUGAGGAGGUUGAGCGUGUGUCUCCUUUCCCAGCCGCUGACUUCUGUCCUGUGACCCUGCCCCUGCCCCCCUCGGUCACAAGCCUUCAUCCUGCUCUGCGACCUGCUGCUCAUCCUGAGCCACCGGGCCCUGAAGGGGACAAGGGCCUGGGGCUACUGUUCUUCGUCCCCGAUCACGUCCUGCAGUGCAAGCUGCUCACCUUUGUCAGGGAGCACGUGUUCCUGGAGGACACAGGAGCCGCAGGUCCCAGCAGAGUUUACAAGGAGGAGGAUGCGGACGAGCUGCAUGAGCUGUUCCACAGGAGAAACAUGCUGGCCGUGUUCUGUAAGCUCAUCGUCUGCAACGUGCUGGAGAUGAGCGCGGCCGCCGACAUCUACCAGUUCUACCUGAAGGUCUCUGCCCGGCUCUCCCGUCCCCGCGGCCCGAGCUCACCCUCCCCCGCCCACUGCUCUCUUGUGUAAGACACAGAA
Neomonachus schauinslandi (Hawaiian monk seal) is the source of this 1192-nucleotide messenger RNA. RefSeq names its product cohesin subunit SA-2-like. Gene Ontology annotation, cellular component: chromatin; nucleus; cohesin complex. The record is from RefSeq and is a predicted model, not a curated record. Bases 719 to 1183 code for a protein of 154 amino acids. The transcript has 3 exons. Gene Ontology annotation, biological process: sister chromatid cohesion. Gene Ontology annotation, molecular function: chromatin binding. Lineage: Eukaryota; Metazoa; Chordata; Mammalia; Carnivora; Phocidae.